UCUCUAGUCUGGAACUCCAUCAGGUUGAUGGUUUGUUGUUGUUCACAUUGAUUGGAAGGGGAAAUUGAAGUUUAUUUGUGAUUUUUGUUUGAAAUUCCGUCGAUUUGAUGUUGAAUCGUGCAAGUAGAUCUUGAUCAGUCAGUGUGUUGUCAAUUUUGGUUGGUUACGCAACGAUUGAAGUUCAAUUUUGCUGUUCAAUUGCGUUUGGAACCGUCUGUAAGGUUUGAAGAAAGAUGAGUUGAAGAUAGAGGUUGCUAUCGGAAGUCUUGGCUAACGAAUCUAGGUUGAGUUAAGUAGUAUCGCUGUUCGUUCGCUCGACAAUGCUGGAUUUAAUCUGAUGGACUUCUGAAUUGGUUGCGGGGGAUAAUUGUGAUUGAGAUUGACCUUAGUUUUAAUCGAGAGUUCUGAACCAGACCAUGGCGCAGAGUAGCUGGGAAGCUGAUAAGAUGCUGGAUGUUUACAUCCAUGACUAUUUGUUGAAACGGAAGUUGCACGCAUCUGCCAAAGCUUUCAUGACUGAAGGGAAGGUUGCUACAGAUCCUGUAGCUAUUGAUGCUCCUGGUGGAUUUCUCUUUGAAUGGUGGUCUGUCUUUUGGGACAUUUUUAUUGCUAGGACGAAUGAGAAACAUUCUGAGGCAGCUGUAGCUUACAUUGAGACACAGCAAAUGAAAGCAAAGGAACACCAACAACAGCUCCAAAUGCAGCAGAUGCAUCUCAUACAACAACGAAAUGCUCAAUUGCAAAGGAGGGAUCCUAAUCAUCCUCCCCUUGGCGGUACCGUUAAUGCUAUGAACACUGAUGGAUUGAUGGGAAAGCCGUCAGCCAGUACACUGGGUAUGAAAAUGUAUGAGGAACCCAUGAAGCCUUCUCAUUCUAUGGAUUCAGAAACCUCUCCAGCUCUUCUUGAGGCUAGCAGGAUGGCCCUUCUCAAGCCAGCCACUAAUCAUCAAGGACAACUGGUACAAGGCAAUUCUCCAAAUAUGUCAGCAAAUUUACAGCAAAUACAAGGGAGAUCUCAGAUGAACACGGAAAUUAAACAAGAAGUUAACAUGGGUAAUACACAGAAACUCUUGCCCUCAGAUCCUUCUUCAAUUUAUGGACAGGCCAUUUUACAGUCAAAAUCUGGAUUGGGUGGUGCAGGAUUGAAUCAAGGUGUUACUGGUCUUCCCUUAAAGGGUUGGCCUCUGACUGGAAUUGACCAAUUACGCCCUGGUUUAGGUCUGCAAGUACAUAAACCCAAUUUGCAGAACCCAAGUCAGUUUUAUUUGGCAUCACAACAACAACAGGCAUUAGCACAUGCCCAGGCACAAGGCAACCUUGGAGCAUCACCAAAUUAUGGAUUUGUCGGACUACCAAGGGGUAAUUUAAUUAUGAAAGAUGUCCAAGCCUCAAGAAAUGAAGGAUCUGUAGGCUCCCCUGGGCAAAUGAAUUCACCCAAGAUGAAGAUGCCGCAGAUGCAACAAUCUUCUUGCCAACAACAACAAGACCAGUUGCAGCAACAGCAACACCAGCUGCAACAACAACAGAACAAUAGAAAACGAAAACAACAUUCUUCGUCUGGACAAGCYAACAGUACAGGUACAGGAAAUACAGUAGGCCCUUCACCAAGCUCUCCAGCAUCAACUCAUACCCCAGGUGAUGGGGUAACCACAGCUAGCAGUCUGCAGCAUGUGAACAGUGUACAGAAAAGCAUGAUGAUGUAUGGUGCAGAUGGAACGGGUGGGAUUGCUUCCUCUACGAAUCAGCUGGAUGACAUUGAGCACUUUGGGGAUGUUGGCGCCCUUGAUGAUAAUGUGGAAUCUUUUCUGCAACAAGAUGCAGGAGACUAUGGCACAGUAAAGCAGACACUUACUGAGCACAAGACUGGGUCUUCCAAAGGUUUUUCGUUUGGGGAAGUUGGUUGUAUACGGACAAGAAAUAAGGUCACAUGCUGUCACUUCUCUUCAGAUGGGAAGUUGCUAGCUAGUGCUGGCCACGACAAAAAGGCUGUUUUGUGGAAUAUGGAUACCUUACAAACUGAGAGCACCCCUGAAGAACAUCAGUACGUAAUUACUGAUGUUCGGUUUAGACCAAAUUCAACCCAGUUAGCAACUGCUUCCUUUGACAAGUCUGUGCGGAUAUGGGAUGCAGCUAAUCCAAGCUAUUGUUUGCAUGCACAUACCGCGCAUACAUCACAUGUUAUGUCCCUCGAUUUUCAUCCCAAGAAGAACGACCUUUUCUGCUUCUGUGAUAGUAGCAACGAAAUUCGCUAUUGGAACCUCAGCCCAUUCCAGUGCACUCGCCUCUCUAAGCAAGGAGGCAGUGCACAAGUGCGAUUCCAGCCGGUAACUGGACAUUUACUGGCAGCAGCAUCAGAUAAAAUUGUCUCCAUCUUUGAUGUUGAAACUGAUAGACAAACGCAUUCCUUCCAGGCACAUUCAGGAGUAGUAAACUACGUGUGCUGGGAUUUGAACGGUGAAUAUCUGGCUUCUGUAAGUGAGGAAUCUGUGAAAGUGUGGUCGUUAGCCUCUGGAGAGUGUAUUCAUGAGCUCACUUCAAAUGGAAAUCAGUUCCAUUCUUGUGUUUUCCAUCCAAGUUAUUCUACUCUUUUGGUUAUUGGCGGAACUCGAUCGUUGGAGCUGUGGAACAUGGCUGAGAACAAGCGGAUGACGGUUCCAGCUCACGAAACCAUAAUAGCCGCUUUAGCACAGUCGCCUGUUACUGGAAUGGUUGCUUCUGCGAGUCACGACAGUUCUGUUAAGCUAUGGAAAUAAGUCUGUUCCUUUCUCAGAGCUCUGCCACUUCCAAUGCUGCUGAUGAACUGAUCAGUGUGCAGUUAUUCGUAAGCCUUUAUAUAGAAGUUGUAACUUUUUUUAUGAGUGAAUUUUCGCUAUCAAUAGUUUAUAUCCGCGUUAAUUAGGAGUAAGGUCAAGGGUAGCWGCUAGCAUGUAUAUUUUUAGCAACCAUUUUCGUCUUCUAACACACUCACGCUUAAUAAUUUUACCAUCCGGGUUUUCUGGAUCGUU
This is a messenger RNA of Cynara cardunculus var. scolymus (artichoke), 3005 nucleotides long. RefSeq names its product transcriptional corepressor LEUNIG_HOMOLOG-like. The transcript has 19 exons. NCBI's taxonomy places the organism in Eukaryota, Viridiplantae, Streptophyta, Magnoliopsida, Asterales, Asteraceae. Gene Ontology annotation, molecular function: transcription corepressor activity; protein binding; structural molecule activity. The record is from RefSeq and is a predicted model, not a curated record. Gene Ontology annotation, biological process: intracellular protein transport; vesicle-mediated transport. The coding region runs from base 417 to 2753 and encodes 778 amino acids. Gene Ontology annotation, cellular component: membrane coat.